AUGCUGUGCAAGAUCAUCUUCAUUGCUUCCGUAGUAGCUAUUGUUGUUGCUGACAACAGCGAUCAUGAUUAUCAUUCGCAUCCCAGCUACAAGUUCGAGUAUGGAGUAAAGGAUCCUCACACCGGAGAUCACAAGAGCCAGUGGGAGCAUCGCGACGGAGAUGUCGUCAAGGGAGCGUACACUCUAAAUGAAGCUGAUGGAACCAAGCGAGUGGUUGAGUACUCGUCCGACAAGCACAACGGCUUCCAGGCUCACGUCAAGCGAGUGGGCCAUGCUGACCAUCCGGCUGUCUAUGGACACCAUGAGGCUGGACAUUCGUACGGUCACGGGCAAGGACAUGGACAUGGCAGCAGCUACGCCAAUAGUAACCUGCAUCAGUAUCAUCAUUAAGGAGCGUCUAUGAUCGUUCCGUUUUGGUUCCUAAAAAUAUGAACUGAAUAAAAUCAUGUUUAUA
Messenger RNA from Anopheles coluzzii, 454 nucleotides. RefSeq names its product cuticle protein 19-like. Bases 1 to 390 code for a protein of 129 amino acids. NCBI's taxonomy places the organism in Eukaryota, Metazoa, Arthropoda, Insecta, Diptera, Culicidae. Gene Ontology annotation, cellular component: extracellular matrix. The transcript has 2 exons. The record is from RefSeq and is a predicted model, not a curated record.